Aspergillus bombycis is the source of this 678-nucleotide messenger RNA. RefSeq names its product O-methyltransferase. NCBI's taxonomy places the organism in Eukaryota, Fungi, Ascomycota, Eurotiomycetes, Eurotiales, Aspergillaceae. The coding region runs from base 1 to 678 and encodes 225 amino acids. The transcript has 2 exons. Gene Ontology annotation, molecular function: O-methyltransferase activity. The record is from RefSeq and is a predicted model, not a curated record.
AUGUCCUCACCGAAUCCCCUCGAAGGCGUCCCGCCACAUAUCCGCAGCCUCCUCACCACCCUCCACAAACAAUCCACGACCCAGGAAUCCGCCAUCACAGAUGCCGACUUUGAAAGCCGAACCUUCGACGACGUGAUGCGCGACAAGUUCAUCGCCCUUGAUGAAGACAAAUCCCAAUAUCUCUAUCAGCUGUGUCGCAUCAUCAACGCCAAGACCGUCGUCGAAGCUGGCACGUCCUUCGGCGUGAGCACCAUCUACCUGGCCCUUGCCGUGUCAGCCAAUGUUGCAGCAACGGGUGGUACGGGUCGUGUUAUAGCGACUGAGAACGAGCCAACAAAGGCGGCUAAGGCCCGGGAGCAUUGGGCACAAUGUGGGGACGUCGUUACUAAUGUGAUCGACCUACGGGAGGGAGACCUCCGUGAGACUUUGAAGAAGGACGUGGAGGCAGUGGAUUUGUUGCUCCUUGAUAUUUGGACUCCCAUGGCUUUGCCGACGUUGAAGGUAAUCCUGCCGCGUAUGAGAUACGGGGCUGUUGUCGUGGCGGAUAAUACCAUUGCCGCGGCGGACAAGUAUAAGGAGCUUCUGGACUUUAUGCGCGACCCUGCUAGUGGAUUUGUUAACAUGACCCUGCCGUUUAAUAAUGGGCUGGAGGUCAGUACUUAUUUGCCCGCGCAGUAG